AAGUGGAACGAAAUGGGUCACUUGGAGUUGGAUUUCCAUGCUAUUCCCAAGCUACAUGGCCGUGAGAAUUACUGGCAGUGGCGCAUCCUCCUGAAGACCUACCUGGAGGCCAACGAUCUGUGGAAGCAUAACGAACCUAAAGAGAGCCCGCAAACUAAAUUCCUGAUUUUGGCCAGCGUUACGGCCGAUAAGAUUGAGCCAUCCUACGAUGACCAAAGCUGUUCGUACAUUUUCCAGAAUAUGGAGAGUAGAUUCGGGCCUUUUAGUUAGAACUUGAAUAUGAUAUAUAAAGCGCCAUUUAGGUUCUAAAUAAAUUUCCCUUUCGAUCAUUGA
Molecule: messenger RNA, 333 nt
Organism: Drosophila rhopaloa
Lineage: Eukaryota; Metazoa; Arthropoda; Insecta; Diptera; Drosophilidae
Exons: 2
Coding region: 13-270 (85 amino acids)
Source: RefSeq, a predicted model, not a curated record